This is a messenger RNA of Toxorhynchites rutilus septentrionalis, 5252 nucleotides long. RefSeq names its product cytosolic carboxypeptidase Nna1 (gene Nna1). The coding region runs from base 1076 to 5086 and encodes 1336 amino acids. Gene Ontology annotation, biological process: proteolysis. Lineage: Eukaryota; Metazoa; Arthropoda; Insecta; Diptera; Culicidae. The transcript has 17 exons. Gene Ontology annotation, molecular function: metallocarboxypeptidase activity; zinc ion binding. The record is from RefSeq and is a predicted model, not a curated record.
UGGAAGAUAAGAACCACCACCGGGUCUGGGAGCUUCUUCCUUGGCGGGCGCGUGCGGAUGACGUUUCCGCUCGAGUUCGAACAUUCGUUACGGGUCGGCGGAAGCAGCGCGGACGUGGACAGCGACUCGAGUGUAUGGUUUUGACUGCGAGAUCUACUUAUAGCGAUAAGUUUGUUGAGGUGUGGGAGAUUGUAAAUUUGUUCUGCUGUCUGGCAAAAAUCUCUGGUUGUGACGUUACGAUUGAUGAUUGCUAUUGAAAGACAGAAGGAUUCAGUCAGAAACAAAAAUCAAUUGCAACUAAUUGCAAUUGAUAAUUCGAAACAAAUCGGUGGUGACCUGGAAUGGAAAAAAAGUGGAGCAUGUCACCAUUCGUGACGAAGGUAAACUUGACCGCCCCGCACCGUUUUAAUAACAACGAACGAAUGGGAUGCCGGCAGACAAAAAUUUUUCCCAGCAAAUGUUGAUUCAUGCCGCAGCGAUCCACUCAACGAAGAAGUUGUCGUCGUGUACCUUUCCUGGGAAAACUACACCGGGAGCAGCGUUGUCAUUUGCUUCGGCGCAAAUGAGGUCAUGGCACGAGAUUCUGACAUCAAACGGGCCUGAGAAACUAGAAUUAACAGCAGAGACGAAGGCAGGAUUACGGUAGCUCAGCCAAACUCUGCUGGAAUAUCAUUUUUUGCAUUUUUUGAGGCAUUUCAACCUUGCAUAUAUUGGAAAGAAGGCGAAGCAAAAGGGGAAAAUCUUCCAUCGAAGCAGCCAAUGAAUUGAGCAGCCUUGCAAGAUAAACACGACCGACCGUGUGCAUUGUGUUUUUGGUUGACAUUUAGCGAAACCGUCAGAAAAGCGGUGCAAAUUCCUGCACAUCCUUAUUUAACCUCAUUCAGUGUAGUGUAGAAGCACUGGUAAACGAAAAUUCAAGUAUUCUCUCGGUUUUUACGGUUUUUCGAUUUGUGCAAAGUACGUUGGGACGUGAAGUGAAGAGGUUUUGAAAGUGGUGUAUUUUCCGGAAUAAUGGACCGUGGAGUCGGUUAAAAACCGUGAAAAAUAAAAAAAGCUGCCAAAAAUCAUCGUUGAUAUGAUGGACGCACCGGUCAAUUUUAACGAGGCCGGCUACCUCGGGAGCUUCCUGUCCAACAGCCUCAAAACCAACCAGCUGGAGGUCAACACCGACUCGAAGACGCUCCGCCCAAUCGCUCGCCUCAAGGAACCGCGGGAACUUUUCGCACUGCCGAAGGAACGGGACUAUGACUGCCCCCAGCAAGCCCCCAGAUGGCCGAUCGAGUGUCAGGUCCUGGAGGAACGCAUCUACCACAUCAACUAUUCACCGGAAGCACCGGAACCGUACUACCAGCCAACGGGGAAGGAGCUUCAGCCCCGUCCCGUGGGGGAGGAAAACGGAGUAAUCGUGUUCAACUACAAUCCAACCAGUGCUGUUCACUAUGAUUGUUACCAUGACCGGUCUUUCGCCAGUCCUCUACUAGAUCUGCAUGAUGACUCGCUGUUUCAUUACUACGGAUAUAGCGAUAAAGAAGAUGACGAUGGGUCUAGUAGCACUAGCAGUAGUGAUAGCGAUGACGGUGGCAUUUUGAAAUAUGGUCCAAGCGAGUACGAUUCGCCUUUGACCGGCGAAGAAAUGAACAAAGAAGAGGAGAUCUUCACACGGGAACAAUUGAAACAGAUGACUCUGGAAGUCACUUGUGAAUCCAUCGUGAAGGAUACUGAGGACGAUGAGGAAGAUGACGUAGAUAGCUCCUCCAAUUCGGCAAGUCCAGUCCUAAAGAGUUGUCCAACGAUGCCGAUCGCCGCGACAGAGCCUGUUCGUGAUGGGCCUAUCCACCCAAUUCUUGGCAGCGGUAGUUCUCAAAAUUUCUACGCUAGCGAACCGGAGACCGACAACGAUUCGGAAGGCGAGCAGAGCAAGCACGAGAUCGAAACGGCACCAACACUUCUUCAUCUUUCACCCAAUAUCUACUCCACAACCACAAACAACACCAACAAUCUCAACCCCACCGACACAAUGUCUUCAACCGAUGGUUCACCAACUCGUACCGUUCCUGUUCCUGUUCCCCAGUUUAGUCGUUCGACGGUGGGGGGAUCGAAGCCGCAACCAACGGCCCAUCCGAACCCCUUCGAGGUGGACGAUUUGAUCUUCGAGUCGCGCUUCGAGAGCGGCAACCUCGGCCGGGCGAUCAAGAUCACGCCCACGUACUACGAGUUGUACCUGCGGCCCGACAUGUACACCAACCGGCACACGCAGUGGUUCUACUUCCGGGUGAAGAACACCAAGGCGAAGGUGAUCUACAGGUUCUCAAUCAUCAACCUUACGAAACCGGACAGCCUGUACAAGGAAGGGAUGCGGCCACUGAUGUACUCCACGCUGGACGCCGAGUACAAUCACGUUGGGUGGCAGCGCUGCGGCGACAAUAUCGCCUACUUCCGCAACGACAGCGAGAAUGGCUACAAUCACAGCAAUUACCACCACAGGCCGGCCGAUGACGACGACGAUGACUUCAUCGGCAACAGCUCGUUCACGCUGUCGUUCAACAUCGAGUUCAAGUACGACGAGGACACGGUCUACUUUGCCCACAGCUAUCCGUACACAUACUCCGACCUGCAAGACUAUCUGAUGUGCAUCCAGCGGAAUCCGGUCAAGUCCAAGUUCUGCAAGCUGCGGCUGCUGUGUCGAUCGCUGGCCGGGAACAAUGUGUACUAUCUGACCGUGACGGCGCCGUCAACGCAUGACGACGACAAUCAGAAGAAAAAGAAAGCGGUGAUCAUCACCGCACGUGUUCAUCCUGGCGAGAGCCCUUCGUCGUGGAUGAUGAAGGGCCUCAUGGACUUCAUCACUGGUGAUUCAUACGUGGCGAAGAAACUUCGCCACAAGUUUAUCUUUAAGCUAGUGCCUAUGCUCAAUCCGGACGGGGUGAUCGUGGGGAACACCCGCAGUUCGCUGACCGGGCGCGAUCUCAACCGACAGUACCGGACGGUGAUCCGGGAGACGUACCCCUCGAUCUGGAACACUAAGGCAAUGAUUAGAAGACUGAUGGAGGACUGCGGCGUUGCAAUGUACUGCGAUAUGCACGCCCACUCACGCAAGCAUAAUGUGUUCAUCUACGGGUGUGAGAAUCUGAAGCGCCAUCCGGACCGAAGACUGCUGGAGCAGGUCUUUCCGCUGAUGUUGCACAAGAAUGUCGCCGAUAAGUUCUCCUUCGAAAACUGCAAGUUCAAGGUACAGAAAAACAAGGAGGGCACCGGCCGGAUAGUGGUCUGGGUUCUGGGGGUAACCAACAGCUACACCUUGGAGGCAUCCUUCGGUGGAAGCACCAUGGGAGGUCGUUCGGGGACCCACUUCAGUGCGGCGGACUACGAGCACAUCGGCCGGGCCUACUGCGAGACGCUGAUGGAUUACUACGACGAUAACCCGAUCAAAGAAAAACUCCGGAUGAAGAUCUUGACCAGACUCUCGAAGGAGGGCUCCAGCGCGGAGGAACCGCUGAACAUUCCACUGUCGGACUAUUCAAGCGAUGAGGGUGACACCAGCACCAGCAGUUCCGAGGAUGAAGCCGGCAAAGACAGUAUAGCCGAACUGGAGGGACCCUGUUGCUCAACGUUAAGGGUACCUCCCUCAUCUCCGGUGCUUCCGCAAAAGUUCAAAGGGAAUAAGAAGGGUAAAAAACAAGCUCACACUCCAACGCGACCCUAUCGGCGGAAGAACCGCAACUCGCACCGAAUAGUGUUGGAUAUUCCCACGGCGGAGCCGAUCAGUGACUUCUUCGAGUACACCUCAGACGAGGAGUCCCCACUGGGACAUCACGCGGUUGCCGUUUCGGAUACGGAAAAUACCGUCAAGCGCAGCUACCGGCGCCGUCACAAGCCCCGCCAGUCCGAUCGGAUCCGCAAGCUAACCCAGCUGGGCUGCGAGACGCAGUAUCUGAUGCCACCGGAGCUGAUCAUACGGUCGGCCGCCAGCCGCUACCUGUCCGAGGAUGAGGACGACAAGACCAAGAUGGUGAUGAGCAUCAUCAAGGAGUUCCCGCCGGUGAUCAACAAGGAGCGGUUCUGGCGGGGCUUCAAUCGGGCCAGUGCGGAGAGAAGCCGCGAUCUGAUGAAACCGAUGAGCCCCGACAACUUCCAGCUACAUCUCGCUUUCAAGCGAUCCAUCUGGACCGGUACGCAUUCGGAUGGCUAUGUGAACGAAGCAUCGCUUAGCUCCCGACCCCUGUCGUGGGGCAUUCCGCCUGCCCUAGUCAAGACUAGCCAGUUUGAUAACGAAGCUUUACUAACUGCCUGCUCGCAGAAGCUUGCCGCCUGGAAGAAUGGCAAGCGGAGCCUCAAGGAAAAACACCACAAAAGUAUGUCCCGACUCGCGUCCGCCGUGUCGAGCAGCUCUACCCACUUCCGUGGGGAUAAAGAAAACCGCUCGGCCACAACGCGAGUCAAGCUUUCGCUCGGAGAGCAGUAUGCCAAGCAGAAGUUGUCCUCCGACAAAAAGCUUAGCGACAGUUCCGAGUGUAGCGGGAUCGCAAAAGUGCGAAGAAAAACCAGAUCAACCCUGAACAAAAUAGUCGAGAAAGCGGAAAUCAUAACUCACCUCUCGCGCAGCGCUCGCUCCGGUCAAUCACGUAGAAUAGCUGCAGUGGCGGCUGUCGGCUUUCUCGCCAAUGGGUCUCCCCGGAAGGCAACUAGCACGAGCAAUCUACUCGGCGUGUCCAACACUGGUUCCCAGCAACAACAGCAGGGCGCCCUACUGGUGUCCUCCAGUCAGUCACUCAAAGCACCCUCCGGCCACGCUGGUUCGAAGUUUAAAACCGGCGGAAUUGUCGUCACGGCCGCACAGCCACUACCGAGACAACGGAAGGCACACUUGCGCGCGGUUCGGAUACCGAAUGGGACCGGAAACGGAGGAAACGCGAACAGCGGCAGCUCGCCGACGAAACUGCCCACAACGACCACAAUCGAUAUACAGCUGACCACACUCUGCUCCGAGACGGAGUCUGAAAAGAAUUUGAAAAUCGUUAGCUCCAAGAAGCACAAGAAGAAACGGAUCGGCACCAAUAAGGACAAGUCCCUGAAGAUAGUGACUUGAGCAGAAAUUGAUUCCCAAUUGAAAGCAUCUUCAUGGACAGAGAGAAAUAAGGAAAAAAGAAAAUAAAACAGCCAGAAGUGACCUUGUUGCUUAUCUUAUAAUCAAUUGAUGAAUUUGUCAAACAAAAGUAAACGAUUUUAUUAGAGAUGAUUGUGAAUAAAUGGAA